AAGCAGCUUCAUGUUAGCCUCACCCUCCCAUUUUCUCUGCGAUUUAAAAGCUCUUCCUUUUUCUCUCUCUCUUCUAACCUCUUCCUCUUCCUCUUCCCUUUUGUAACGAAUCUAGCGAGAGAAGAGAGAGGCGAAUUUGUUGUUCGGAUCUUCUUCUUCUUUUUUUGAGAAGUCAAAUCGUUUCAAAGUUUGCUUCUGUGAAGUGAAAGGCAAAUAUGGCAAAGAAUGUUGGAAUUCUCGCCAUGGAUAUCUACUUCCCUCUUACCUGUAUUCAGCAGGAAGUAUUGGAGGCUCAUGAUGGUGCAAGUAAAGGGAAAUACACUAUCGGACUCGGGCAAGAUUGCAUGGCAUUUUGUACUGAGGUGGAAGAUGUCAUCUCAAUGAGCUUGACAGUGGUUACCUCCCUCCUUGAGAAAUAUGGAGUUGAUCCCAAACAAAUUGGUCGUCUGGAAGUAGGCAGUGAGACUGUAAUAGACAAGAGCAAGUCCAUUAAGACCUUCCUGAUGGGAAUCUUUGAGAAAUGUGGAAAUACUGACAUUGAAGGCGUUGACUCAACUAAUGCAUGCUAUGGGGGAACUGCAGCUUUAUUCAACUGUGUCAAUUGGGUUGAGAGCAGUUCAUGGGAUGGACGCUAUGGACUUGUUGUGUGCACUGACAGUGCGGUCUAUGCAGAAGGACCAGCCCGACCUACAGGAGGAGCAGCAGCUAUCGCCAUCCUAAUAGGACCUGAUGCUCCUAUUUCUUUUGAAAGCAAAGUUAGGGGGUCUCAUAUGGCUCAUGUCUAUGAUUUUUACAAGCCAAACCUUGCUAGUGAAUAUCCGGUUGUUGAUGGCAAGCUUUCUCAAACAUGCUAUCUCAUGGCUCUUGAUUCUUGCUACAAACAAAUGUGUAACAAGUAUGAGAAACUGGAAGGGAAACAAUUUUCUCUUUCUGAUGCUGACUAUUUUGUUUUUCACUCUCCAUAUAACAAGCUUGUACAAAAAAGUUUUGCUCGUUUGUUGUAUGAUGACUUCUUGAGAAAUGCCAGCUCCAUUGAUGAGGCUGCCAAAGAAAAGUUGGGACCAUUUUCGACCUUAUCUGGUGACGAAAGCUACAAGAGCCGGGAUCUUGAAAAGGUAACCCAGCAACUUGCGAAGUCCCUAUACGAUGCAAAGGUGCAGCCAACCACUUUGCUACCAAAGCAAGUUGGCAACAUGUACACUGCAUCUCUCUAUGCAGCUUUUGCAUCCCUUAUUCACAAUAAGAAUAGUGCAUUGGCGGGCAAGCGAGUGAUACUGUUCUCAUAUGGGAGUGGCUCAAGUGCUACAAUGUUUUCAUUGCAACUCCGUGAAGGUCAACAUCCCUUUAGCUUGUCAAACAUUGCCAAUGUGAUGGAUGUUGCAAGGAAGUUGAAGUCAAGGCACGAGUUCCCACCAGACAAAUUUGUCGAAACAAUGCACCUCAUGGAGCACAGGUAUGGAGCUAAGGACUUUGUGACAAGCAAGGACAUUAGCCUCUUAUCUCCAGGCACAUACUAUCUUACUGAAGUUGACUCCAUGUAUCGGAGAUUCUAUGCAAAGAAGGACGGGGAUAGUACAACUGGCACCCCCUGUGAGAAUGGUUCUCUUGUUAAUGGUCAGUGAGAUGAACAUAAUACAGCAUGUAGCCAAGAAGUUGGCUUUUGUGUUCUUAAUUCUUAGUUGUUAUGUGUUCUUUACUUAGUUGUUAGAAGUAAGAACAUCGUUCCGUAAGUUUGUAUUCUAAAGAAAUUAGUGUGUUGAGUAGCAAGUGUUGUAAGGUUAAUUUAUUUUUCCUCUUCCUUUUCCCCAUUUUCAUUGAAGGUUAUCUCAAUAAUCAUUACCUUCAUUCAAACCAAAAUGUCUUCUCCCUGGAUAAUGAAAAUGUAACAAAUGCUGAAGAUGAUAAUCAUCUUUUCACCUUCUCAAA
This is a messenger RNA of Quercus robur (English oak), 1926 nucleotides long. Its product is annotated as hydroxymethylglutaryl-CoA synthase. Gene Ontology annotation, biological process: acetyl-CoA metabolic process. Lineage: Eukaryota; Viridiplantae; Streptophyta; Magnoliopsida; Fagales; Fagaceae. Gene Ontology annotation, molecular function: hydroxymethylglutaryl-CoA synthase activity. The coding region runs from base 216 to 1622 and encodes 468 amino acids. The record is from RefSeq and is a predicted model, not a curated record. The transcript has 12 exons.